AUGGCGGCGCCGGCCUCUGAAGUUCCACCGCCGGACGAUAGGAUGGCGGACGGAGACCAGCAACAGAGGGCUACCAAGAAGUUUAGAACCGCAAAACGUUCCUUUGCCGAUACUGUGGCCUCUCAAGCCACAUUCACCACGAAGGAAACUCCCAGAGAGGAUGCCCACGACUGGGCCUUUGAAGAUCCGAUCAUCGCAUCCGACGAUGAGAUAGACAUGCAGGAUAAGGCGGAUGGACGACCGAGGGUCGUCUUCCCGAAAGAACUGAGGAAGGAGUUGUGCCAAGACUGGAAGUUGGCGUUGAUCAUCAAGUUUCUGGGAAAGAACGUAAGCUUCAGCGUGCUCAACCAACGCUUGCUGGCGAUGUGGGGACUCCAAGGACGUUUCCAUCUGAUCGAUAUAGGCUUUGGGUUCUUCGUAGCCCGUUUCGAUAACAAAACAGAUUAUCUUCACGUCCUCCUUGACGGACCCUGGAAGAUAUUUGACAACUACUUGGUGGCUCAAAGGUGGGAGCCGGAUUUCAAACCAAGAAUGGCAAAACUGAAAAAGAUGGCAGUAUGGGUACGGUUACCGGAGCUUUCGAUGGAGUACUUUAGAGAUGACACCGUAAAACUAAUCCUUGAAAACGUGGGGAAGCGGCUCAAACUCGAUCGUGCCACAGCCAUCAGGGAAAAGGGUAGGUUUGCGAGAGCCGCCAUUGAGGUAGAUCUCGACAAACCCUUAGUAACGGAGAUAUGGGUGCAGAACGAAGUGCAAAUGGUGGAAUAUGAGGGUCUCCACGUCGUCUGCUUUGGAUGCGGGGUGGUUGGUCACAGAGAACAAGACUGCCCUCUCAAUCAGCCGAAGCCCCAAGAACCACCCCCGAUGGAUCUUAACAGUCCACCAUCUGCCGAGAGGGAUGAAACCCAACAGCCGCCUACACCCUCGCCCACCCCGACGUCCUCGCCGCCGGCUGUGGCGGAGAGACCACGCUAUGGGUCUUGGAUGCUUGUUACGAGGAAACCAAGAAACUACAAUCAGAACAAUAAUCACCAACAAGCAAAACAAUCCCAGCCCAAUGCAAAAAGCAACCAUAAUCGCUUUCAAGCCCUCGCCAAUAACAAAGAGCGCUCAACCCCGAACAAGAGCUCCUCUAACAAGGGCAAACAGCCUGCGCAAGCGGGAGGUAACGGCAAAGGUAAGUCUUCCUCCCCUAUGAAUCCCCCUCCGAAUCGGCGGGGUGCUGUGCCCGUUGAAAGCCUUGUAGUGCCCCCAAAUAAUAGCAGGAACUCUGCGAACUCAAGUCGCAACCGUGGAGGGCACGCAGGAACGAAUAGAGGGAAAUCUGGAAAUCACAGGGGAGGUGGUGCCUCUACAAGUGGGAGUUUUCCUGCUGGGGGGAAUUGGCCUAGUAACUUGGAAACCAGUGGGGUUUUCCAAUUUGGCAGAUCAACACAGCUGCACAAUGUGUGCGACACGAAUGUUCAGGGCCAACAUGGUCCUCGGUCCUCUACUUGUCCGACGCCGGGGGAAGGCGGUCACCCAACUUCCCUCCCUGCCAAUAGCUCCACAUGA
Ipomoea triloba (trilobed morning glory) is the source of this 1554-nucleotide messenger RNA. RefSeq lists its product as uncharacterized. The transcript has a single exon. Lineage: Eukaryota; Viridiplantae; Streptophyta; Magnoliopsida; Solanales; Convolvulaceae. Gene Ontology annotation, molecular function: nucleic acid binding; zinc ion binding. Bases 1 to 1554 code for a protein of 517 amino acids. The record is from RefSeq and is a predicted model, not a curated record.